Malaclemys terrapin pileata is the source of this 502-nucleotide messenger RNA. Its product is annotated as protein S100-A2-like. NCBI's taxonomy places the organism in Eukaryota, Metazoa, Chordata, Testudines, Emydidae. Bases 127 to 432 code for a protein of 101 amino acids. Gene Ontology annotation, cellular component: cytoplasm. The record is from RefSeq and is a predicted model, not a curated record. The transcript is spliced from 3 exons. Gene Ontology annotation, molecular function: calcium ion binding; transition metal ion binding.
UUCCCAGAGCUGCUGGAGAAAGCAGGCUGCAUCCUAUUGGGUAUAGCGCCACACUUCCCCUGCCUCCAUUCCCUUCCCUCGCUGCUCGGAUCCCCCUUCCACUUGGCUUGCUCUGCCGGCGGCGGGAUGGCGUCUCCCAUGGAACAUGCCCUCGCGGUGCUGGUGGGCACCUUCCAUAAGUAUUCCGGCAAGGAGGGGGACAGGUACAAGCUCAGCAAGGCGGAGAUGAAGGAGCUGCUCCUCACGGAGCUGCCCAGCUUUGUCGGGGACCAGGUGGACGAAAGUGGCCUGAAGAAGCUGAUGGGGAAUCUGGAUGCCAAUGGGGACGAGGAGCUGGAUUUCCAGGAGUACGCGGUGUUCCUGGCUCUCACCGCCGAGCUGUGCCACGAGUUUUUCCAGGAGUGCGCCGACGAGAGGAACCGCAAGAUCUGAACCCCGAGCCGCCCUGCGUGGCCGCUGUGUGUGAACCGGGUCCACGCACAGUAAAGUUGCUUCAGCCAGA